This is a messenger RNA of Hirundo rustica (Barn swallow), 3810 nucleotides long. RefSeq names its product Ras and Rab interactor 2 (gene RIN2). NCBI's taxonomy places the organism in Eukaryota, Metazoa, Chordata, Aves, Passeriformes, Hirundinidae. Gene Ontology annotation, molecular function: small GTPase binding; guanyl-nucleotide exchange factor activity. Gene Ontology annotation, biological process: signal transduction; vesicle-mediated transport. The transcript is spliced from 14 exons. The record is from RefSeq and is a predicted model, not a curated record. Gene Ontology annotation, cellular component: cytosol; endocytic vesicle. Bases 3 to 2801 code for a protein of 932 amino acids.
GCAUGCGCAGGGACCGGGCCCGGGGGCAGCGAGCAGCGGGGCAUAGCCGGCCUUUCCCCGCACCUCCGCCCGGCCCGGCCGGCCGGGGCGGCUCCGACUGCGCUGCCUGGUGCUGCCGACGCGCUGGAGGCCAGGAGAUCAAGGCAUACAGUGGAGUCUUCUCAAGGAAGAUGUCAUCUUUGACGAUGAAAACUCGUAUGGACAAAAGAGGAAGUUUCUUUAAGCUCAUUGACACAAUUGCCUCAGAAAUCGGAGAACUGAAACAGGAGAUGGUACAGACAGCUCUCACAGUGGAAGAUGAAUCUGCUGAUUGGCAAAGUCUAAUAAAGGACGUGGACAACGUCUCUCAUGAAAAAAAUGAUGUAAAAAGCUGCCCCCGGGACUCCGGAUAUGACAGCUUAUCCAACAAGCUAAGCAUAUUGGACAAGCUCCUCCAUACUCACCCUGUGUGGCUGCAGCUUGGUCUGAGUGAUGCUGAAGCCAUGGAAAUCUUGCAGACACAGCCUCCUGGGAUAUUUCUGGUUAGGAAAUCUGCAAGGGUGCAGAAGAAAGUCAUCUCUCUGCGUCUGUCCAGUGACUCUGGGUCCUGCCUGAAAGAAUUUGCCAUAAAAGAAAGUACAUACACAUUUUCCUUGGAGGGGUCUGGAAUAAGUUUUGCUGAUUUGUUCAGACUCAUUGCUUUCUACUGUAUUAGCAGGGAUGUCCUUCCAUUCACACUGAAGUUGCCUCAUGCAAUUGCUGCAGCAAAGACAGAAGCUGAACUUGAAGAGAUUGCUCACCUUGGACUGAACUUUUGGAGCUCCCUGGCUAACAGCAAACUCCCAGAUCCUUCACCUCCCUGUAGGCCUGUGCCUUUGGACAGUGCUCGCAAAGACUCACGCCAGCUCUGCCUUAUAAAUGGAGUGCAUUCUAUACGAACCAGAACGCCUUCAGAGCUGGAGUGCAGCCAGACCAACGGAGCGCUGUGUUUCAUUAAUCCUCUCUUCUUAAAAGUGCACAGCCAGGAUGUCAGUGGAAGUCUGAAAAGGCAGAGCCCAAGAACUCCAGACGUGAAUGGCACAAUGAGGCCUUGCUCCCCCCCGCCCCGGCCACCACCCCCUGCUAAUAAUAGCACCCUCAUGAGCCCACAGAUUUCCAGGACUAUAAAGCAGGCAAGCAUACCAGAAACAGUCGACCAUAAGGAGAGAGGCUUGGAUUUGCUGCAGAACAAGCCCACCCCGAUUCCGCCUCCUCGGCUGAAAAAGCAGGCUGUGUGCUCUGAGGCAGACAGUGCCUCCAGGAGUGUGGCAGCAGUCCAGCCUGGCUCCAUGCGCAUGCCCAAGGCAGCCGCUGUUCCAGGUGGAACCCUGCCUGAGCCAGCUCCAGCAGCUCCCAAAAAGACGCUGGCUGCCAUCUCUGAGUCACACAUCCCGUGGAAUGGAUGCCGGCAGAGACUGAGCAACAUGAGCAUUUCCACAUCCUCGUCUGACUCGCUGGACUUUGAUCAGAGCAUGCCGCUCUUCGGCUAUGAGGGGGACACCAACAGCAGCCUGGAGGACUUUGAGGGGGAAAGUGACCAGGAGAGCAUGGCACCCCCUUUGAAGCCCAAGAAGAAAAGAAGCAGUUCGUUUGUUCUCCCCAAGAUUGUGAAAUCUCAGCUACGGAAAGUCAGCGGAGUUUUCAGUUCCUUCAUGACCCCCGAGAAGAGGAUGAUUAAGAAAAUUGCAGAGAUGUCCCAGGACAAACGCACCUAUUUUGGAAGCUUAGUACAGGAUUAUGUCAGCUUUCUCCAAGAAAACAAGGAGUGCCAUGUUUCGAGCACUGACAUGCUGCAAACAAUUCGUCAGUUCAUGACCCAAGUCAAGAACUAUUUGUCCCAAAGCUCCGAACUUGAUCCCCCAAUCGAAUCACUGAUUCCUGAAGACCAAAUAGAUGUUGUGCUGGAGAAGGCCAUGCAUAAGUGCAUUCUGAAGCCGUUGAAGGGUCACAUUGAAGCAAUGCUGAAAGAGUUUCAUACCAUGGAUGGUUCCUGGAAACAACUGAAGGAAAACCUGCAGCUCGUGCGGCAGAGGAAUCCUCAGGAACUGGGCGUAUUUGUUCCGACACCAGACUUUGUGGACGUUGAAAAGAUUAAAGUCAAGUUCAUGACUAUGCAGAAGAUGUAUUCACCUGAAAAGAAAGUCAUGCUGCUGCUGAGAGUUUGCAAAUUGAUUUACACUGUUAUGGAGAAUAACUCAGGGAGGCUGUAUGGAGCUGAUGACUUCUUGCCUGUAUUGACAUACGUGCUUGCCCAGUGUGAUAUGCUGGAGCUGGAUACUGAAAUUGAAUACAUGAUGGAGUUGCUGGAUCCAUCCUUGCUGCAUGGAGAAGGAGGCUAUUACUUGACAAGCGCUUAUGGAGCACUUUCACUGAUCAAGAACUUCCAGGAAGAACAAGCUGCCCAGUUGCUUAGUUCAGAGGCCAGAGAUACUCUUCGGCAGUGGCACAAGAGGAGGACAACGAACAGGACAAUACCUUCAGUUGAUGAUUUUCAGAACUACCUUCGUGUUGCAUUCCAGGAAGUUACCAGCGGCUGUACAGGAAAGACUUUGCUAGUAAGGCCAUACAUCACUACCGAAGAUGUAUGUCAGCUUUGUGCUGAGAAGUUUAAAGUGGCAAAUCCAGAAGAAUACAGGCUGUUUCUUUUUGUUGAUGAUACCUGGCAACAACUGACAGAAGAUACCUACCCUCAGAAAAUCAAGGCAGAGUUGCACAGCCGUCCACAGCCCCAGGUCAGCCCCUUUCCUGUGGUCAGAGAGAGAAAGACUGCCUGGGUGCUCUGAUCUCUGAUGUUUCUGCGUGAGUUCUUCCCCCCCACCACCAGCGUGGCCUUGAAAAUCUUAACACCAUGAGCUGCAGAGAGAGAGAAAAAGUCUGGGCAGAUUUAGCCCUUUCCUGGCAACGUGAAGCUUCCAAAGCCUAACCCUUCCCUGAGAGAGAAAAGAAAGAAACAGAGGGAACAUAGAGAAGAAACAGCAUGAAGUCAGUGGAUCGAGAGUGAAAAGAUUAUUGGGACAGGAGGUUGAAGAGUUUGUCAUUCCAUCCUUAGUGAGCCAUGGAAAUGAGCUUUAUAUGUAGAUCAUCCCUUUAAAUCAUGAGAAAGAUACACAUUUAGGGAGAUGAUUGUUUAGAUUUGUGUGUGGAUUUGAGCAGAGGUGUUUGUGAUGGACUAAGUGAUAUUAAUCUCAUAGGAUGCUUGAACAGAGAUAGAGAUGAGAAGCCCUCUGCACCAGUGAAGUGAGAAGAUAUCUCUGUUCCUUGAGAUAAAGAAUCCUUUGCUUUUGGAGUUAUUCAUCUUUAAACAGUGACACUCCAGCAUGCAAAAGUCUAAGACCCAUGACCCAUAAGCAGCUUGGGAAACUGCUACUGGGAGGGGUCACAAAGGCAGGUUUCCCCGGGCAGCUGUUUUUGUGACAGUUAAACAACCCACAAAAAAGCUGUUUUGAAUUAUCAGUGAGAUCUGUGACUCUAAAAGACUCUUCUCCUAAAGAAUUGACGAAAGAUUAUUUUCAAAUGGUGAAACUGGCUGAAAAUUACAAGUUUUGUCUCUUUGUUGUUUUGUAGGAAAGUUAACAGUUUGUAAAGGGAGGGAAUAGUGUUUUUGGAGUUUCAUUCUGUUUUGUUUUAGUUUCUUUUUCCCAGCUUUCUUUUUCCAUUCUUUUAGUGUGUGUUAAUAAAACUAUUUGUUCAUUUUUAAGCUUGUGCCUGCUUUGCUUUUCUCCUAAUCUCUCUCCCACAGAAAAAGAAUAAACACUAAAUUUGGCAUCCAGAAUUUGGCAAACGUGAAACCAU